UCUAUAGUUUCCUGACUUACCACAGAUCGCUCCGAGAGAGAGGAACGCCCUGCCAUGGACUGGAAAGAAGGACAAGGACCAGUUCAGGUUCCAGGCCAUAAUGUGGCCCAGGAUGUGGCAGGGGCGGCAGGUGAGGCGUCUGGGCCCAUCCCUGCCGGCCUGGAGGCACUGUAUGCCGCCUGCCGGAGAAUAUACCCAGACCAGCCCAAUCCUCUGCAGGUCACUGCUCUCGUUAAAUACUGGCUUGGUGGUCCUGAUCCUCUUGACUAUAUUAGUAUGUAUGCCAACCCAGGGGAUGCUAAACUGAACAUUCCUCCUCAUUGGCACUACAUUAGCUUUGGCUGUUCAGACCUCCAUGGAGAUGGCAGAGUCCAUGAGCAGACAGGACCAGAAAAUCCUAGUGGAUUUGGCUUUGAACUGACAAUGAGACUGAAAAGAGAAGAAGGAGAGAAAAAUCCACCCACAUGGCCGGCAGCAAUCAUGCAGGGCCUUGCAAAGUAUGUUUUUCAGUCAGAGUCUAUGUUGUGUGUGGGUGACCAUGUGUCAUGGCACUGCCCCUUAGACAACAGUGAGUCCAGAGUGCAACACAUGUUGAUGGGUGAAGACCCUCAACUUGGAACUGUCACACCAAAUGGGUCUGUGCAGUUUGUCCAAAUUGUUGGCAUCACCACAGAAGAGCUCAGAGCAACACAACACUGGAAUGGAGUCGGGGUUAUAGAUAUUAUUAAACGCUUGCCAGGUGCUGGUGGUCCCUGGAUGCUGACGGAUAUGAGGAGAGGUGAAAGCAUCUAUGAACUUGACCCAUCUGUUGCUGAAGAAGUGGAGAAUGGCAUUGAGAAUGAAGGCUCAAAUUUGUCAGGAGUAUCUGCUAGAUUAGCCUGGACAGAAGAUGAAGCCUCGAGCCUGCCCCCACUUACCUCUCAGCCACCAAGAUCAGAGACAGAUGCUGACUCUGAGCCUUCCCCGCGCAUUUCUCACGUGGAGAGUGAGCAGAUACGCAACACCCUGCAGAAGGGACUCAUGCAAGGGGCAAACAAGACAGGCAUUGGUCAUAAUUUACAGGAAGAUAAGGGAGUUAGCAGUACUGGAGAUGUGGAAGGCAAUGUUCCCACGACAGAUUCAGCUGAACUAUUUGUCACACAAAGACUGGAGUCCCUACACCUCACCAUAAACCUAGAAUCUGGUUGUCUCCUUCCUUUGGCAUUGAGAGGUCGUCUAAAGCAUGGACGGCAUUUCACCUUCAAGUCUGUCGUUGAUGUUAGUGCAGUGACGCUGGUGCCUCCCUCUGUAGCCGGUGCCUUUGUGGAUGCCAGCUGUCCCUAUGCUAGUCGUGGCCCAUGGCUGCAGGUCUUCAUACCAGAUGAUUUGCUGCCUACCAUGGUGGACGACCUUUCUGACCUUGCUGAUCCCGACGAGCUUUCCUUUGGGUCUGAGGGCUUGUCGUCCUUUCAAGGACUGCCUGGUAGGGCAUCAGGGAGAUCAGCCCAGCCUUCAUCUGAGCUCCAGGAGGCUCCUCGUAGGCACCAGGUCACUCUACCAGCAACCUUCAGGUGGCCCAACAGGAAGCUUGCAAUCACCGUUGUUGCUGAAGAAAUGUGAACACUAUGAUAUGGAAACGUCUGUGUAGCAUUUAUUCUACUCCGUGCAUUUUUUGUGCAUCUUUGUAAUCUUUAGCAGUCUAAUGGAUGGUAUUUGUCAGAAUCACUUUUGCUCUUCUGUUGUAAUGGUAGCUCAUUUUGAAUACUCAGUUCACAACUCUUGAGACACACUUGUACUUUUUUCCCCUCAAUAAAACACUUUUAUUCAGAAGUGUUGUGAAAGUAUACUAAGUUAGAUAUUGCAUUCUUUGGAAUCUCAUAUAUCAUAGACCAAGGUUAAGUAACAUUAGCUUUUGCAGAGAAAGUCCUGUAAAUAUAGCUGAACUUGUGCCAAGACCAUCCACUUGUGGUAUAUGUAAUGUGCCUUCAUAAAUCUUUAUGUUAGCCGGCAAUAAUAUUCUUGUAAACUUAUUUUGAGAAGUGAUGGUAUGAGUCUCUUAUUUUGUUAUAUAUGAAGUUGUAUCUUCUUUACUGCUAAAUUUUGAUAAUCCCAAUAAAUGUUUUCAGAAUAACUACCUUUAUAUCCAGGAAUAUAUUGGUGUUGUAUUGUGAAAGACUAUUUUUGUGUGUGUAUUAUUAUAAGGUCUUCAUAUAUAUUUCCAUGACAUUGUAGGUUAGAAAUAUAGAGGGAACAACAAGAGGAGAUCCUUGUCUAAUUGGGAUAACAAUAGAUUAUUCUUGCAGUAAUUUCCAUAGCUGAUGCAUUAAGGAUGAGAUAUGCUGAUGAAAAAUUUCAUUCCAUCUGUUUAACAUUUAUGCACUACCCUACUGUUGUGUGGAUUUUGAGGCAUGUUAUUAUUUAUACCCCUUGUUAUACCUUGUCUCCCAAUGCAUGGUGUGUAUUGAUUUCUCUUAUAGUCUGGAAAAUAUAUUAAGAACUGGUGACCCAGUGGAGAUAUUUAACAUUACACUAGGCCUGAGUACACAUUAGUAGUCCAGUGUAUGUAAUAUCUUAUCAGUGGAAGGAAAGCAAAGAAAUAUUUAAUUUUGUAUACCAGGGUGUUUGUUUGUAGUUUGACUAUUUAUGAUAUUGUGCCUGGUAUUGUUUGGAAGACUGUGAGAAUGAGAUUGUUUACUGGAAUAAAUAUAUGAGGAAGGCUAGAAUACAGCAGAUUUGACUUAAAAUGUACAUUGUAAUUUUACACAAAACUAAGUCCUUAUGUAUAGAUGCCUUGGCACAAGUAUUUGUUGAUAGAGUAUGCAAACAUUUUUUAGGGACGAGAAUGAAUCAGACUUGAACCUUAUCUCAAGUUCAAUAACUCAAGUUCAAAUUUGUGUAUUAGACAGUGGGCAUGCAAGGCCAGGCUGAAUGAAGUACCACAUUAUGAGGGAGUAUCAGUGUGGCCACAAUGCAUUUUUGAGACUUAGUACUUAUGGUAAAUUUAUUUUGUGACUAGGAAUUAAAUUUGAUUAUUCAGGUAUUUAGUUGAAUCACCGUUAGCCAACUCAUAACAUAAAUUGGCUCCUCAUACAUUUUAACUUUCUAUGAAGUCUUGUGUCAAUUCAUAUGUCCAAAGAAACAGAAAUUUAUCUGCAAAUUAAAGGUAACAUUUUACAGAAACUGGAACUGAGUCUCUGAAGAUUUUGUGUAAAUACAUUAUUGUGAGAUUAUGAAUGUGAGAUUAAUUAUAUACAGAAUAUCUAUUGUAUGUAUUGUAACAGCUUUUAAGAAUGCACAUCUUUCAAAGCUGGUCAUUUUACUGUGGCAGCUAAUAUACAAGUUGAUAUAUUUAUGUUUUCUUACAGUAUAAGCAAGAAUAUGAAAAUAAUUUUAGCUCUGUACUCUUAUUGUAGCCAUCAGUGUGUCUGUCUGCAUCAGUGUUAACUUUAGUAGCUUUGUUUUUAAUCUGAGUGUUU
Penaeus monodon (black tiger shrimp) is the source of this 3455-nucleotide messenger RNA. It is a transcript of the gene Su(fu), whose product is annotated as suppressor of fused homolog. The record is from RefSeq and is a predicted model, not a curated record. Gene Ontology annotation, molecular function: transcription factor binding. NCBI's taxonomy places the organism in Eukaryota, Metazoa, Arthropoda, Malacostraca, Decapoda, Penaeidae. Gene Ontology annotation, cellular component: nucleus; cytoplasm.